Molecule: messenger RNA, 3915 nt
Organism: Myxocyprinus asiaticus (Chinese sucker)
Lineage: Eukaryota; Metazoa; Chordata; Actinopteri; Cypriniformes; Catostomidae
Product: striatin-3-like
Exons: 16
Coding region: 213-2348 (711 amino acids)
Cellular component (GO): dendrite
Molecular function (GO): armadillo repeat domain binding; protein phosphatase 2A binding; calmodulin binding
Source: RefSeq, a predicted model, not a curated record
GGAGACUCACAUCCAGGGAUCGGACUAUAAUGGCGGCCGGCAAAUCCGUGCGCUGACACGAAACCCAAAACACCGUACCAGCCCGCUCAGGUGCCAGACUAUUUCGUGGGGUGGGGGGCAGGGCGACAUCGGAUCGCGACACGAACUGCGAAUAAAGGCGGAUUGAGGGGAAACAAUUGGCGACUUCUAGCAGGACUUUCCUAUUUUUAAAUAUGGAUGAACAGCCCGGCGGAGGAGGAGGAGGAAUGGCCGCCCAGCGACAGCAGCAGCAACCCGCACCGCAGCAGGGCAACAACAGCAUGAAUCCCCAGAUCGCCAGCGCAGGAGGAGCACCGAUGGUCCAGCAACAGCAGGACGAGAUGCCCAGGCCCCAACAAUACACCAUCCCGGGGAUUUUACACUACAUUCAACACGAGUGGGCCCGUUUUGAAAUGGAGAGGGCGCACUGGGAAGUGGAGAGGGCCGAACUCCAGGCUCGAAUAGCGUUCCUCCAAGGAGAGAGAAAGGGUCAAGAAAAUUUGAAGAAUGACCUCGUUAGAAGAAUAAAAAUGUUAGAAUAUGCAUUAAAGCAAGAAAGAGCAAAAUACCAUAAAUUAAAAUAUGGGACAGAACUAAAUCAAGGUGAAGUGAAAAUGCCUAGCUUUGAAUCAGAAGAUACCAAAGAUACAGAGGUCUCAGCUAUACCUCAGAACAGUCAGUUAACAUGGAAACAGGGCAGACAACUCCUCAGACAAUAUCUUCAGGAAGUAGGUUAUACGGACACAAUAUUAGACGUUCGGUCGCAGAGAGUGCGGUCAUUACUUGGGCUGUCUGGCUCUGAGCAGAACGGUUCAGUGGAAACCAAGAACCUAGAGCAAAUUCUCAAUGGAGGAGAGUCUCCAGCCAAAAGAAAGGGACAAGACAUGAAAAGGAAUCCAGAGGUUCUGGAGACAUUUAAUUUUUUAGAAAAUGCUGACGAUAGUGAUGAAGAGGAAGAUGAAGAGGGCGAAAUAAUGGAGGACGUACCAGACAGGAGUGAUAAAUGCAGGAUAAAAAAACAUAAAAUUAAGGUUGGAAAUGAAGGUUUGGCUUCUGACUUGCCGGAUGACCCCGACACAGAGGAGGCACUAAAGGAGUUUGACUUCUUGGUAAAUGCGGAGGAUGGAGAAGGUGCCGGUGAGGCUCGGAGUUCAGGAGAUGGCACAGAGUGGGCUGAGCCUCUGCCAUUCACGCCUGGUGGGGGCAAGUCCUUUAUCAUGGGCUCUGAUGACAUGUUGGAAAGUGUGUUGGGCCUGGGAGACCUCGCCGAUCUAACUGUGUCCAAUGACGAGGGUGAAUACAGCUAUGAUCUGCCAGCCAAUAAGGACGCGUUCAGGAAGACAUGGAAUCCCAAAUAUACCCUGCGAAGCCACUUUGAUGGAGUGCGGGCCCUGGCCUUCCAUCCUUUGGAACCGGUGUUGGUCACUGUCUCAGAAGACCACACCCUCAAACUGUGGAACCUCCAGAAGACAGUUCCUGCCAAAAAAAGUGCCUCUUUUGAUGUGGAGCCUAUAUACACGUUUAGAGGGCAUAUUGGACCUGUGCUCUCAUUGGCUGUGACCUCGAGUGGCGAGCAGUGUUUUAGUGGUGGAAUUGAUUCAACAAUACAAUGUUGGAACAUCCCCAGCUCUAAUGUGGACCCUUAUGACACAUAUGACCCCAGUGUGUUGGCUGGUUCAUUGUUGGGGCACAGUGAUGCAGUGUGGGGAUUGGCUUACAGUGGCAUCAAAAACCGGCUGCUCUCCUGUUCAGCUGAUGGAACGAUCAAGUUGUGGAACCCUCAAGAGAAGUUGCCAUGUCUUACCACAUUUAACUUCGAUAGAGAUCAUGGUAUUCCCACAUCCGUUGACUUCAGUGGGUGUGAUCCAGCUCAUAUGGUGGCCUCCUUCAACACGGGAGAUGCUGUCAUUUACGAUCUGGAGACCUCACAGCCUGUCAUGGUGUUCUCGGCACAGGGAGAGAGCGCUAUUCCGUUUGGAAAUCACAUUAGUAAAGUAGUCAGCCACCCCACUCUGCCAAUUACAGUCACAGCUCAUGAGGAUAGACACAUCAAAUUCUUUGAUAAUAAAUCAGGUAAAGCAAUCCAUGCAAUGGUGGCUCACUUGGAUGCUGUCACUAGUCUGGCUAUAGAUCCAAAUGGCAUCUACUUGAUGUCAGGAAGUCACGAUAGUUCCAUCCGCCUGUGGAACCUUGACAGUAAGACAUGUGUACAGGAGGUCACCGCUCACAGGAAAAAGUCGGACGAGGCCAUAUAUGACGUUGCCUUCCACCCAUCUAAGGCAUAUAUAGGAAGUGCCGGAGCUGAUGCCCUGGCCAAAGUUUUUGUAUAAAAGCCCUUGUCCAUACCUGAAUUAAUGCAUACAUUAAGACAGACAGAAAGAAGGAACUGCUUCACUGCCUUGUGUAACAAGAGUAGCAUUUCUCACACUACAUUGAUGUGGCUUCCACCACCACCAUCUACGGUGUCAAACUCACACCACACACACACAACGAUACCAGGUGCCAAGAGGGGGCCGUGCUGUUUUGCGAAGCAAGUGUGGAGUGCUCAUCAGUUUUAAUAUUUUUUUUUUUUCUCAAAGAAAAAAAAAUCACUGUAAUUUACUGUACGUCAAAGCUGGAGUGAAACCAGUGUUUGUAGCCUUUUGACUGGUUUUGAUCUGAGCUGAUAAUGUGUUCUGUAGGUAUGUUUCAGUGACCAUGGAGUGGUUAUCAUGUUCAUCAGUAGGUUUUCACCGACCUUCAUCCGGGGCACCUGAGGAACGGAGCCCUGCCCAUCCAGCCGAGCCAUAAACAUUACCCUAAUCUCAGUCACCCUCCUCAUCCUAAUGUAGCGUGAAAAGGAAUACAGUUUAAUGCUUCAACUCAGUCAACCUUUAGAGUUUGUUUCAUUUUUUUUCUGUAAAAAAAAAAAGAAAAAAAAAAAGUAUAGUUUUUAUAAUCAAUUUUAUAUAAAUAAAGACUGUCGUAAAACCGCUGAAAAUCACAAUGUUUUUAAAAGAAUGGACUAUAGUACCACUCAAGCCCUCUAUCUUAUCCAGUUCUCUUUCAUGAAUGGUCUUAUGUCUCUGGAAACCCCGGAUGGGUGCUGCCCUAACGCAUACUACUCAUUGCUUUAACGUUGUUUAUCACGUAAUGGAGAGAUUGUACGCUAGUAGAAGCACAGCGCGUUGUGCCCUGAGAGCUUUUAGGAAUCAACAAAUAAACCGGCAUCCUGUCACUAUGUGAUGUUUUUGUACACCUUACUGUAACUGAGUUUAAAUAUCACAGGUUAGAGAUUGGAACGCUAUUGGCUUAUUUAUUUCACUGUUUGUGGAUAGACUUAUCCUUUGUUCAGAUCAUAGCUCAACGGUUACUGUUAGAUUGGGCUGUUGCAAACAAAAUGGGGUAUGUUAUUCAAUCCAAAAAGAAAUGAACCUAUAGAUUUAUUAUUGUUAUAAAUGCUCUCUUUAAACAGAUAGUUUCUUAGUUGGCUGAUGAUGGGGUUUCACCCGAUGAUGCUGGCAAUCAGUACUUUGAAGCAGGGGGAGAAACCUUUUCUUUGUUCCAUUUUCAAAGUUAAAGGAUUUGAAUGCCUAAGCAUUUAUGAUGAAUUACAAUUCGUAAUAUUUGGUUUGGUUGUUCUGUCCCAACCUCUGUCUGUUUUUAAAAAGACAGUGCAGUUUAUGGUGUAACAAAAGACCUUUUUUGUGUGUGUAAUGCAUGAUUAAUACAAUAAAGUAUUUUUUAUAGUCUUCCAAAAGUUCUGAUCAGUUUGAAGAGUUUUGAUGAGUUUUGUAAAGGUUUUUGAUUUACUACUAAAUCAACAGAUUUUAAAGAUUGUACCACAUAACAAAACACAACUGUUGAAAAGUAAUGUAUAUAAAAUGUCUAUAAUAAAUAUUAAAUGGUGUAUCUGUA